Messenger RNA from Drosophila grimshawi, 1241 nucleotides. RefSeq names its product triosephosphate isomerase (gene Tpi). The record is from RefSeq and is a predicted model, not a curated record. Gene Ontology annotation, biological process: glycerol catabolic process; gluconeogenesis; glycolytic process. The transcript is spliced from 3 exons. The coding region runs from base 16 to 894 and encodes 292 amino acids. Gene Ontology annotation, cellular component: cytosol. Lineage: Eukaryota; Metazoa; Arthropoda; Insecta; Diptera; Drosophilidae. Gene Ontology annotation, molecular function: triose-phosphate isomerase activity.
UUAACCCUAGACGCAAUGAAGAGCGUUGUGUCGCAAGCUUUUUUGGGUAAAUUCACAGCUGUUUUUCCAAAGCUUUUCAAGUGCCAAUGGAAGACAUAUGAAGGUCAGAAGAAGCUCUUUGCGAAUUUCAACACAGACUCAAACAACAUGGCAAGCCGUCAAUUUUGUGUGGGUGGCAACUGGAAGAUGAACGGUGACCAAAAGUCAAUUGCUGAAAUCUGCAAGGUGCUCAGCGGUGCCGCUCUGGAUCCCAGCACGCAGGUGGUCAUCGGCUGCCCGGCCAUCUAUCUGAUGCAGGUGCGCAAUCUGCUGCCAUGCAGCAUCGGCGUUGCCGGCCAGAAUUCCUAUAAGGUCAGCAAGGGCGCCUUCACUGGCGAAAUUUCACCCGCCAUGCUCAAGGAUGUUGGCGUCGAAUGGGUCAUUUUGGGCCAUUCGGAGCGUCGCGCCAUCUUCAAUGAGUCGGACGAGCUAAUUGCCGAGAAGGCUGAGCAUGCUCUGGCCGAGGGCCUCAAAGUUAUUGCCUGCAUUGGCGAGUCACUGCAGGAGCGCGAGGCUGGAAAGACAAACGAUGUGGUUGAGCGCCAGAUGGCCGCCUAUGCCAACAAAAUCAAGGACUGGACAAAUGUAGUCGUCGCCUACGAGCCCGUCUGGGCCAUUGGCACCGGCAAGACAGCCACACCCGAUCAGGCCCAAGAGGUGCACGCCCAUCUCAGGAAGUGGCUGGCUGAAAAGAUCUCGCCGCAGGUGUCUGCCAGUCUGCGCAUUCAGUACGGUGGCUCGGUGACCGGCGCCAAUGCCAAGGAACUGGCCAAGAAGCCCGACAUCGAUGGUUUCCUUGUCGGUGGCGCAUCGCUGAAGCCGGAGUUUGUCGAUAUCAUCAAUGCCCGCCAGUAAACUCGGCUUGGUCCACUCUGGACUGGUACAAAAGCAGCUAAGGAACUGCCUACCCCACGAUUAAUGAAGAACUUGUUAACCUGAUAAGAAACUUAUUGCAUUACGCACACUUUUGGAUAUUGUUGUCGAUCGCUUGAAGAAACUCAAAACGGAUAGCGCUGGAUAAUAGUAGUAAUCGAAUGUAAUUCAAAAUUCUUUGUUCUCAAAAGUCACUAAUUAAUAAUUUAUUCAUUUUUGUGGCACUCAUAAUAAAUUUUGAGUAGCUACCAUAGGAUUAUUUGAAUUACACUCAUUAUAUUUUAAAAUUUGGACGCUAAGACCUCAAUAUAAAUGUUAGAAAAAACCUA